This is a messenger RNA of Erinaceus europaeus (western European hedgehog), 1662 nucleotides long. RefSeq names its product keratin, type II cuticular Hb5. Gene Ontology annotation, biological process: intermediate filament organization; keratinization. The transcript has 9 exons. Gene Ontology annotation, molecular function: structural constituent of skin epidermis. Gene Ontology annotation, cellular component: keratin filament. Bases 83 to 1606 code for a protein of 507 amino acids. The record is from RefSeq and is a predicted model, not a curated record. Lineage: Eukaryota; Metazoa; Chordata; Mammalia; Eulipotyphla; Erinaceidae.
GAUCAGAGAGGCCAGAAGGAUUCUAGCAGGUCCCUCUGCCUUUGCACUCGUCCUCAGCACCAGCCUCCACUCAGACCCCACCAUGUCCUGCCGCUCCUACAGGAUCAGCCCGGGCUUCGGGGUGACCAGGACCUUCAGCUCCUGCUCUGCUGUGGCCCCCAAAACUGGCAACCGCUGCUGCAUCAGCGCUGCUCCCUACCGAGGGGCGUCCUGCUACCGAGGCAUCACUGGCUUUGGUAGCCGCAGCCUCUCCAACCUAGGGUCCUGUGGGCCCCGCAUGGCUGUCGGAGGCUUCCGUGCUGGCUCCUGUGGCCGCAGCUUUGGAUACCGUUCAGGGGGCGUGUGUGGACCCAGCCCUCCCUGCAUCACCUCCGUGUCGGUCAACGAGAGCCUCCUCACACCCCUCAACCUGGAGAUCGACCCCAACGCCCAGUGCGUGAAGCAGGAGGAGAAGGAACAGAUCAAAUGUCUCAACAGCAAGUUCGCUGCCUUCAUCGACAAGGUGCGCUUCCUGGAGCAGCAGAACAAGCUGCUGGAGACCAAGUGGCAGUUCUACCAGAACCGCCAGUGCUGUGAGAGCAACCUGGAGCCGCUGUUCAGUGGCUACAUCGAGACGCUGAGGCGGGAGGCCGAGUGUGUGGAGGCUGACAGCGGGAGGCUGGCCGCGGAGCUCAACCACGUGCAGGAGGUGCUGGAGGGCUACAAGAAGAAGUACGAAGAGGAGGUAGCACUGAGAUCCACAGCCGAGAACGAGUUUGUGAUUCUGAAGAAGGACGUGGACUGUGCCUACCUGCGCAAGUCGGAUCUGGAGGCCAAUGUGGAGGCCCUCGUGGAGGAGUCGAGCUUCCUGAAGCGCCUCUAUGAUGAGGAAAUUCGUGUGCUCCAUGCCCACAUCUCAGACACCUCAGUUAUCGUCAAGAUGGACAACAGCCGGGACCUGAACAUGGACUGCGUCGUGGCUGAGAUCAAGGCUCAGUACGACGAUGUCGCCAGCCGCAGCCGAGCUGAGGCUGAGAGCUGGUACCGCAGCAAGUGUGAGGAGAUGAAGGCCACGGUCAUCAGGCAUGGGGAGACCCUGCGGCGCACCAAGGAGGAGAUCAAUGAGCUGAACCGCAUGAUCCAGAGGCUGACGGCCGAGGUGGAGAACGCCAAGUGCCAGCGAGCCAAGCUGGAGACCGCUUUGGCCGAGACUGAGCAGCAGGGUGAGGCCGCCCUGGCCGAUGCCCGCUGCAAGCUGGCAGGGCUAGAGGAGGCCCUGCAGAAGGCCAAGCAGGACAUGGCCUGCCUGCUCAAGGAGUACCAGGAGGUGAUGAACUCCAAGCUGGGCCUGGACAUCGAGAUCGCCACCUACCGGCGCCUGCUGGAAGGAGAGGAACACAGGCUGUGUGAAGGUGUGGGCUCCGUGAAUGUCUGUGUCAGCAGCUCUCGAGGAGGAGUCAGCUGUGGGGGUCUCACGUACAGCAGCACCCCGGGGCGCCAGAUCACCUCUGGCCCCAUGGCCACCGGGGGCAGCAUCACAGUGAUGGCCCCCGACUCCUGUGCCCCCUACCAGGCCUGCUCCUCCAGCUUCAGCUGCGGAAGCAGCCGGUCAGUCCGCUUUGCAUAGAGUCAGGGUUGGGCCUGCGUCCACCUGGGAGUAAAUGGUGUAUGAAUGGAAAAUGU